This is a messenger RNA of Fusarium tjaetaba, 1677 nucleotides long. RefSeq lists its product as uncharacterized. NCBI's taxonomy places the organism in Eukaryota, Fungi, Ascomycota, Sordariomycetes, Hypocreales, Nectriaceae. The record is from RefSeq and is a predicted model, not a curated record. The transcript has a single exon. Bases 1 to 1677 code for a protein of 558 amino acids.
AUGACUUCUCCUACGGAAGCCACACAGGCUACGCAGACCUUACAGGGCGAUACGAUCGUCGUUAGGCAUCCUCGCGAGCGACAGAACCCUACCACACCUCAACCUCAGGAAGCAGGUCCCCAAGAUCCAGCUGCGGUGACAUUACCUUCGACAGAGAUUCCAAAUUCGCCCAUCGAUCCAAACGAAUCCUUUACAACCCAGAUCAACGAGGACCGACCGGCCGUCACUGUUAUCCCAUCGUCACUUACACCGCCCCCCUCGACCCAGGUUAACAGCCAUGCCAGUCAAGCUGGUCCCGGUCCCUCCAAACGAAAGUUCUCUGGCUCCCAGCAGUCAACACUCUUCUCCCCACCAGCUACCGUACCAAACAACGUACGCGAACGUCCUGUCACAACAGAAUUCAUUCCUCCCGCUCCACACCAGGUCCUUGAAGCGUCCGCCGACGAGCUUCGCGUCAUGCUUCAAUCGGCUCUAGCAGAACAACAAAAGCUCAAGAUGGAGACAGCUCAUCAUAAGCUACAGUAUAACUUGUUGUCUAUCCAGGCAGACGAUGAUGCCAAGCGUGCUGCCGUGGAACACGAGAUGAUGCGUCGCGAGGUGGACGCGCUCCGGAAUGCAGAAUUCACCCGAAUGGCUCGAAAAGAAUUUGACCAGCCGUCCGAGGCAUUACAAACGAAGUACUUACAGAUGAAGACUCGGUAUGAGGCCAUGCUACAAGAGAAUGAGAUCCUUCAACGCCGGGUGCAAACGGCUAAGAAAGUCAUCAAGCAAAGCGAGGAUGAAAGCAUUGCUCUUCAUGAAGAGCGAGAUAUGUUGCUGAGACGAAUACGCGAGAACAGAGAGCAUAUGCAGAUGCUCUGUAGACCUGGGGGUAUAUUUCACGCAGUUUUGACACCCAGACAGAAAGUCGCUGUCGUGACACAAGGGCAUAGGAACUCUCAACAGCAGCAGACAUCUAGAUCACAAGGCGAGCAUGGUCUAUCGGCAUUGUUGCAGGCUAUGAGCCAGGAUAACAACAGCGCACCUUCGACACCGAUGCAUUCUCACCGCCCUGCACCACGCGUCGGAAAACACCACCGCAACUCGCAAUCCAUGUCGUCACUGCCCACGACGCCUAUGAACCGGCCGGUGGGUACAAACGUUGGGCUUCUUCCAUCGGUGGAUCUGGUACCUCACUCGGAGCCUCAUCGAUACUCCCAGAGACAGUUCAUUCCUACGACACCUGUGGCCAAGACUGACCGCCGCCGUAGGAGUCGAGAGAGCACUAUUUCAGCGGACGAUAAUGAGGAGCUAGCUAGGCAGGCGCUCGAGUCGGUUGCCGCAGCUCAGUCGUUUACAUCUCAGUCACGGAACCGGAGCGACCAGGACGGAGAGGUGUUUGAUAGCCAGGCUAGUCAAGCUGCUGCAGAGAUGCUGCGGCGAGAUCCGCGGCAGAGCUUUGAGGUGGCCGAACCCUUGAGAAACACACCAGGACCAAUGGAGAAGACAGUUCGCAUGCAGGAGAGAUUACUUUCCCACCGAAAUGGAGAUGGCGACAAGCGAAAAUUCAGUGGCAACCAUUCAUCUACCGAGGAGAUACGGCUCGAUCAAGCAAGUCCAGCGAAGAAGUCCAAAGUGGUUGAGCCAAUGGUCGAUGGGCAAGAUAAGCUAGGACUUGGGAUUCAGUAUAGACAGUGA